This is a messenger RNA of Cladocopium goreaui, 2412 nucleotides long. The record is from the annotation of a GenBank genome assembly. NCBI's taxonomy places the organism in Eukaryota, Dinophyceae, Suessiales, Symbiodiniaceae.
CUCAAAUCGGUAGCUUUCCAUAAGCUUUCAAGAAAUUUCUCUGUUACUAAAAAAGAGCGAUCCAUGACGUCAUUCUUGUGGCGUCUGUUUUUGUUGGCUGCAGUGCCUGCUCUUGCGGAGGAGCCUCUGCAGUUGGAUGACGAAUGCGUCGGCGAAAGCUGCAGCUUCAAUGCACUGCAGCUGCGAGGUGUUGUGAAGAACGAUGCCGUGCCCAUUGUGCCCGAUGUGGACGACAUCUUUCAGGACCCUGAUGAGGAGGAAGAGGAUGAAGACGAAGGCGAAGAUGAAGAUCACGAAGAAGAAGAAAGUACCACGGAGAAACCUGAGAAACCCGGGAUGCCUGAGGAGCCUGAGGAGGAGGAACCUAAGGAACCUGAAGAUGAAGUGAAUCCGGACGAGGCAACUCCUGCGCCCAUUCACCCAAUCUGGGAACCACUCCCAGAGGAUGCAAAUUGUGCGGAACCGGACACACAGUGCGGCGGUCAGUGGUACUAUGGACCUACUUGCUGUUGGCACGCUCACGUUUGCUACAAGGUCAACGAGUACUUCUCCCAGUGUAUCACUGAGGCUCAAGCGGAGGAGCGUGAAAAUGGCGGCGCAGAGACGACCACGACGACCACCACGACGAACUCAGACCCACAGGGCUGCCUUGUGGGCUAUCAGCAAUGCGGAGGCUGGGAUGAAGUGAACAAGAUGAACUACUCCGGACCCACCUGCUGCCAUGCCGGCUUCGUCUGUAUCAAGGUUGGCACCUUCUUCUCCCAGUGCACACCAACUGAGAAGGAUGGGCCCUUCACGCCCUACGAGCCAACCAAGGCACUCCAGGAGCCCAGCAAUGCAACAGAGCUCACCUUCUAUGUCUACCGUGCUUCUUCGGAGGAGGGCGACCAGUACCUUGACAAUAUCAACGUGGGAAAUUUGGCUGGCACCUUGUGGUACAUUCACAACGAGGUGGUGUUUGAGCGACCACGAAAGUUCAACAUCUCCAAGCUCAUCCGGUACAAGAUCCACACCAAAGCCACCACACCCUUGUGGGAGCUGGGUAUGAAUUUUGGUGCGCGCUUCGCCUACGAUUCCGCUCAAUGUGCGGGUCCAUGGAGCUGCGAUUUGAACUACCAGAGGUUUGGGUACUUUGUGGGCUGCAACAACCUUGGCAUGUUCCCCUUCCCUCGCUAUGACACGAGCUACCCCGAAGCCAAGUGGUAUGCUCUGCCAGGUCCUUGCGAGUCCAAGCCCUUUGGAGAGAAGGAUCCGAUCUGCGACAAGGAGCAGCCCGGAGGCCGAUGCGAGGGAUCGCCCACCGGACAAGGCAAUUGCACCUACAGCAUUGAGAUUAUGGGUUCCGUGACUCUGGAUGAGAUUGCGGGAAUCAAAGACUACCACAAGUUCAUUCACACAGGAGGUGUGGAGUUUAACAAGACUUUGGACCAGGGAAUUGGCAACAGCUUCUGGGACAAGAUGAACAUUACCCUUUACAACGUUGACCGCAUCAACAAGGUUCGUGCGCUGUUUGAAGCGAAAUACCCAGACCAGCCAACGGAUGAGGAGAUGGCUGCUCCUCCGUGCGACUUCAAUUUCACAGCCUUCUAUGGAGUGGCCGAAGAUGCCAUCACCACCCUUCCUCCGCCAACCACCACAACCACUACAACCACUACAACCACAACUACCACUACUACAACCACCACAGAAGCUACCACAACUGAGGCAGAAACAACCGAAGCAGAAACAACUGAGGCAGAAACAACUGAAGCAGAAACAACCGAGGCCGAGACCACUGAAGAGGGCGCAGACAGAGCUGCUACCACUGAAGUUACGACCAAGGCAGCCACAACAGAGGCUGAAACUGCAAGCUCCACAGAAGUCGAGGUUGCCACUAUGGCUAGCACCACUGAAGCUACCACUGAAGCUACCACUGCAACUACAACACCAAAGGGCUGCAAGGACGCGGAAUUUGGUACUCACUGCUACCGUGUUGUGGUGUGGGCCAAAGAGCAUGGCUUGAAGCAGCAUCCAAAGUGGUACCCUGGAUUGACAUCAUCCUCACCUUUUUCAGACUUUCAGGCUCGGGUCCACCAUGUGGACCCCAAAGACUGUCCACUGCCGUGCACGAAGAACUCGGGCUGCCACACUGCCGUGAAGGGCGAGUCCUGCUACUCCGCGGUGAACUGGGCCAAGAAGAGUGGUAUCAAACAGCACCCCACCUGGUACCCCGGCCUUACCAAGGAGUCCAGCUUCUAUGACUUCCAGGUGGCCGUGCACAAGGCCACGCCGAAGAAGUGCCCGAUGCCAUGCGAGCCUGAGGCCUGAGUGCGAAGUCACCAUGGGCAAGGCGCGUAGAAAACAACACAUCGCAGGCCAUAGCACGGUGACUCGACAGGUCGCAAGGAACUUUUAAGGAACUUUUAUAUGUCG